AUGCAACAGCUGGGCCUGCUGAUCAGCGCGCUGUCCGAGCAGUCGGCGACCAAGACGCUGGUCGACGGAGUAAACGCACCUCUCGCUACGUCCAUGCUCCCCAAGCAUGCAUCUGUAAACGUCUCUGGAAAGGCUUCAUUAGCCUCCUUACAAGGCUUAAAAUUCAGAAAAGAAGCCGUCUUCAAUGCGUCCAAGUCUCAGACCGACGAUGCCGCAUCAAUCUCCACCUUAGCAAGUCAGCUCAAAGCGAAAGCAUCAGAGAAUGAUCAACUGUCAGAGAGGGUGAAAGCCUUAGAAGAACAAGUUGAAGAGCUUCGUAAGCUCGACAUGGCCAAUAUCAUAAGCCGUCUCACAAAUCUUGCGCCCCCACCUGCCAAAGGUGAACCAGAGGCACGAGCUACUGAAAAGGCUAGGACUGAGCUGGAUCAAGUUAGCAAACCAUUGGCAGCGAAAGUUGGCGCGCUCGAAAACUUCAAGACAAGUAUGGAGAAGCAGGGCCUUCCGUCGCAGCUGCAAAACUUGUCUAGGGUCGUUGAUGCUGUCGUCAAAAAUGAAAGAAAAACGUAUGAAAAAAUUUCUCAACACAUCGACGACACAGUAAAGUACCUUGGUCCCGUUGGAUGGGAAUACGGCAACUACGGCACUACCCUGGCUGAACAGGUCAAGAAGCUAGAUGAACUUGUCCCACUGGUCAGAUCCUUGCAGAAACAACAAGAAAACUCAGAGAUAGAACAGAAAACUCUCCAGGGACGACAAAACGUCUUCGAGACAGACAAGGAAACCCUGCAGGGGCGACAGACCCUAUUCCAGACACAAAAGAAAGAUCUUGACGCACGCGUCCAGCGCUUGGAUGUGAGGAUAACAUCUUUGGAAGAGAAAGGCAGCUCUGGCCCUGGCCCUGGCUUCAGCAAAGAUGGAACUUCUGUGGCUAGUCCCUCGACCAAUGCCAUUCCAGCCCAGGAUGCCACAGUCAAGACACAAUUGAAAAAGCUUAGCGACGACGUCCAGGCCCUGCAAUCCAGCCUCACAGAAACGGACAGUCUGAGGACGCAGAUUGCGACUUUAAGCGAAAAGACUGGUUCUAUAGAAGGCAAAGUCAACACUGUAUCAGACACUUCGAAUAGAGUUGAAACACAGAUGGCUACACUGCUUUCCAAAACCCUCGCAGAUCUCAAUAAAGAUGUGCAGACUCUGUUUGAUGGGCUCACUACGGUCGAAGACAUUGUACACAACCAUACUGGAAUGAUCGAGGUCCUCGAACACGAAGUACCUAAAAUAUUCGCUCGGACCAUGGACCCCUUUAAACAGGAGGUCAAUAAAAAAAUUGAAGAGCUGACGCGAGAGGUUACCACAUCGAAGCAGCAACCGCAGCAUGUCUCCCCUCCUAUCAGCAGUGAGGAGUUGGCCAAACUGAAGCAAGAAGUGGCACAAUUACAGACUGAGGUGGCCGAACACUCUUUACUACGAGAGCGGCGUGAUCAAGAGCUUGUAAAACUCAUUGCGAGUGCUGAUAGUGGUGUUGAGAGUCUAAGACUUUCGUUCCGUGUCCUCCAGGACCAGUACAACAACAUUAGCAGCGAUGAAUUGCAUGGAAAGAUGGUGCAAUGGUUCCUCCAAGCCUACCCCUCUAAUGCGGCAAACAUGGUUCAGCAGUUUGUGGCUCUACGACAGGACAUUCAGAAUAUACAACACCUGUUCCAUCAGCAGAAUGAUCCCACCAUCAAAGCAAUGAAGACGGCGAUUGAUGGUAUACAGCAGUCCCUACGAAGUCUGAAUUCUGGCGACUCGCCCUUUGCAUCAACAGCAGCCGUCACCAAGCUGAGCGCGCAAGUCACAGCGCUGGACGAAAAGAUGAAGUCCCCUAGUACAGCUGCAAGCACAGAGGACAACAAGCGCUUGCAGGACAUUCGAAAGAUCGAGAGUACCUGCACGGCACUAGCCAGCCGCGUCGACAAGGUUGAAGGAGCAGAGACCAUACUACGCAAAGAAGUGGACACAAUUAAGAACGACUUUAUGGAGCCACACCGUGGGAACCUGGCCUCAGUCGGACACAUGAUCGAAAAUGUCAUCGCUGUGCAGAAGACUGUCAAGAUGAUCUCUGAGAGAGUGGCUACCAAACCUGGACAGCAGCUACCACUGAUCGAAUGGCCCAAUAUCCUAGGUGACGGUGGCUCCGACACUGCCGCCGCGAAGAAGGGCAAAGCCAAGAAGUAA
Parastagonospora nodorum SN15 is the source of this 2214-nucleotide messenger RNA. RefSeq lists its product as hypothetical. Lineage: Eukaryota; Fungi; Ascomycota; Dothideomycetes; Pleosporales; Phaeosphaeriaceae. The transcript has 2 exons. The record is from RefSeq and is a predicted model, not a curated record. The coding region runs from base 1 to 2214 and encodes 737 amino acids.